Molecule: messenger RNA, 3039 nt
Organism: Ectocarpus siliculosus
Lineage: Eukaryota; Phaeophyceae; Ectocarpales; Ectocarpaceae
Source: the annotation of a GenBank genome assembly
AUGAGGGACCGAUCAAUGAGGGUAGCCAAGUGCGCCACGCUCCCCAGCAACACGGCGCAGAGGUAUCACGAGCAGCAGGCGGAAGAGCAUUUGGAGCUGGCGGCCCGGGGGAGAUUGAGGUGCUUCGCAUGCGGAGAAAGCCAACCCCACAACCAGGUGAGGUGCCACCCGAAGCUGUUCGUGCACGUCUGCUCCCACUGCCACGACGUGUACCACCAGGGGGAGUUUGAUGUCGCAGACGACGGGCGCGAGAUGUACUGCCGGAUGUGUGGAGAUGGCGGAGAGCUUACUUCGUGCGACGAGCGCCAGGCGGGCACCAGAAGGCCGUGUCCAUUCUCGUUUUGCCUGGCGUGCAUCGAGCGAAACUUCGGCUACGAACAUAGAGUUCAUUGCAGCCACAAGUUCAAGUGCUGGAUCUGCGACGACGGGCCCAUGGAGCAGCUCAGGAGGCGCAUCCCUGGCUACGAGCACAACAGCAAGAGCGUUCUCACCAGCCUCAUCAUGCAGCAGCAGCGUCGAAGGCAGCAGCCGCGGCCUACGGGGUCCGGCGGGGGGGCGCAACAACCGGCCGCUAGUCGCCGGCGGUGCCGGGCGUUCGAGUCCGGAGACGAAAGCUGUGCCUCCGAGGGGUUUCCAGACUUGGAUGGGGGCGGCGGCGGUGGCUACGUCCAUUCCUGGAAGAACAACCCACCGGAUGAGCAAGAGGAUGGAGAAGGAAGUGCCGCGGGGGGUAUGAGCACGGACUCCAGCGACAGCGACGACAACAGCACUUGCGGUGACGGCGGCUACAGCCGUAGGCGGAGGAGGGGUCGGGAGGGGAAGAGGAACACGGCUGGGGGAGGCAGCGCCGAGGAUGGUGUGUUCCAGUGGGACAGGCGGCAGUUGAUUAACGACCUCUCUCGCGGGCUUGAGAACGUCAAGAUUCAGGUGUGCAACGAGGAAGAUGAGGAAAAGCUUCCGUUUUUCCGGUACGUGACCGGUUACGUCAUGGGGGGAGACGUCCAUCAGAAGAAGGAUCCAGAUGAUAUGGUGUGUUGCGACUGCACCGACGGUUGUAGAGACCCCAACCUCUGCGCCUGCCUACGGCUGCGAGCGGGGAAGGCGGGAUCGGUGUACUUAGCCGACAUCGGCGGCACCGGCGGCGGCGGCAGCGGCGGCGGGGGCGGCGGGGGCGGCGGCGCGGCGGCGGAGACGUCGGUCGAGGAAGAGAAGUCCGGUCGGCGACGGUUUUACAACGAUGACGGCCUGCUUCUUCAUCUCCCGGACGCGAUCUUCGAGUGCCACGCGGGGUGUGCGUGCAACCCGCGGAGGUGCAAGAACCGUGUCGUGUCCCGUGGCGUCCAUCUGCCCCUCCAGGUAUUCCGAUGCGCGGAAUCCGGCAAAGGGUGGGGCCUUCGCUGCGUGGAACCCAUCCCCGCGGGUUCGUUCGUGGCGUGCUACCUGGGGGAGGUGCUGACGGAUAGAUCCGUUGACGACCGUGGGAGGCAGACCCACGACGACUACGUGUUCGGCCUUGACUUCGCCAAGUGCGCCGCCAGGCCGGGCCACAGCGGUGGCAGCAGCAGCAAGUCAAGCAGGAGGCGCUCGAUAGCGAUGACAUCCUCGAGCAAUGCUGAUCAGAGCAAUUGGGGCUUGCGGUUUCCGUUGACAGCGCCUACUGGUGCUGCUUCUGCUUCUUCUUCUCCUUCUCCGCGGCGUAGUGGCAGCAGCGCCGCCUCAGCCGCCGCCGACGGCGGAGCCCCCGGGCGGGGGGAGGGCUCGGCGUCGCCCGCUGUGUCGUUAAAGAGCCCUGUAAGGAAAAAAACACGAACUUCGCCGAGUUCGCCGCUAGCUGCAGCCGCAAGAACAGGCGCAGGGGCAAGAGCGGGAGGAGGACUGUCUAAGGAUCAAGAGGAAGCCUUUGGUGACUUCGUGGUCUCCCCGAACAGGGAGAAGUUGCUGGAAGGGUUCGUCGGCGCUACGGGGUGUAUGAGCCGCGAGCGGGCGGCGUACUUCCUGCGGGGCGCUGGCGGCGAUCUGGCGGUGGCGGUCAACCACUUCCUCGACGCGCCGGACAAGGGGCCGUGUGCAGACGACGAUGCAGAUGACGAUGUGGGGGCCCAGUCCCCGGCUCCCCCCCUCCCGUGCGAAGAGGCGAAGCAAGCGGGUGGCGGUGCUACGGCGGGGGGCGGCGCUGCUUCCUCGAGAAGGACUACGGUGUCGCCGCCGAGUUCUCCCGCGGAGGUGCUCUGGCAAGAAGUGGGAGACGACUUGGGUGGUGACGAAGCGGUGACGGAGGCGGGGGCGGGAAUGCUCGUGCCUCCCUGGAGGCACGGCAGCGUGGCGAUAGUGGCGGAGCCCCUCACGAAGAACGUGGUACCGUCUGGGGCGACGUCGCCGCCUUCGUCUUCCGCGACACCCCCCCCAUCGGACGAACUUCCCGACGCCAAGCGCAUCAGGAGGGGGGGCGACCUGCACGAGUCGUUGUGCGAAGUCGUCGACCUCGCAGGGCACCCCCCUACAGCAGUUUCGUCGCCGGGGCCCUCACGCGGGUCCGGAGGGAGCGGUGGGCAGUGGCUGACACGCCGGAAAGACAAGACGCCUCGAGAAUCUUCGACCUCGAGCAUGGCCACAGCAGCAGAAACAGCUAUCGCCGCGCGGACCCACGCUGCUGCGGUCGAAGGCCCCGGUGUUGACAUCGCCGCAGCCGGUGCCGGUGGUGGUGGUGACGAGGUCGCUGUCGAUGUCGAUUUCGAGGGGGAGGCGUGGACUCCGUCUUCGCCGCGCUCGGAUGUGUCGCCGGAGAUGGCGGUGGACGCCAAGGACUUCGGCAACGUGGCGAGAUUCAUGAACCACAGCUGCGACGGAAACCUGGUCAAGAAGAUGGUUUUCGUCGAGGGCCACGACUUUCGCAUCCCGCGGGUGGCGUUCUUCUCUCUCGAGAAGAUACAGGCGUACGAGGAGCUUACGUACGACUACAACUACAAGGUCGGUUCGGUGGAGGGGAAGAGCCUGGUUUGCCGCUGCGGGGCCCCGUCUUGCCGCGGGAUGCUGCUUUGA